Mycotypha africana is the source of this 1485-nucleotide messenger RNA. Its product is annotated as DNA topoisomerase. Gene Ontology annotation, molecular function: DNA topoisomerase type I (single strand cut, ATP-independent) activity; DNA binding. Gene Ontology annotation, cellular component: nucleus. The record is from RefSeq and is a predicted model, not a curated record. The transcript has 2 exons. Bases 1 to 1485 code for a protein of 494 amino acids. Lineage: Eukaryota; Fungi; Mucoromycota; Mucoromycetes; Mucorales; Mycotyphaceae. Gene Ontology annotation, biological process: DNA topological change.
AUGAAACCACUGAUGAACAACAUCCGUAACCAAACGCAACGUGCCGAUGUUUUAUUCGUUUGGACCGAUUGCGAUCGAGAAGGCGAGGCGAUUGGUGGCGAUCUCGCCGAUUAUUGUCGAACGAUCAAACCAGGCAUAUCUGUAUGGCGAGCACGCUUCUCAGCCAUGCAACCAGCGGAUAUUCACCGAGCCGCUCAACAGCAUGAUAUAUUAGAUAUGAAGCAAAUAUCAGCAGUACGAGCGCGAUCAGAAUUGGAUUUGCGUAUUGGCGCAGCAUUCACUCGUUUUCAAACCUUACAGUUACGGUCGUAUUUUCAAAAUAGCAACGACAAAAAGGUGCUCAGUUAUGGCAGUUGUCAGUUUCCCACCUUAGGUUUCGUUGUGGAUCGUUAUCUACAGCAUGAAAACUUUGUACAAGAAGAAUUUUGGAAAAUUCAUAUGGUUUAUACUGAAGAGCGGGAAAAUGGCGAAGCACCGUUGUCGACCACUUUUAAAUGGAGAAAAGAACAUGUAUUUGAAAGAUGGGCUUGCUUUCUAUUCUAUGAGAUGUGUUACGAAGCAAAAAUUGCUCGAGUAACCAAGGUGAAUGCCAAGGAAACGCAAAAAUGGAAACCCUUGCCGUUGACGACAGUGGAAUUGCAGAAAACAGCUUGUCGUGCCUUACAUAUGUCAGGUGCAGAAAUCAUGACAGUAGCAGAAGGACUUUAUACUCAAGGUUUUAUUAGUUACCCUAGAACCGAAACCGAUCAAUUUGAACCGGGUUUUAACUUUACCGCUUUGAUCGAGAAGCAAAUAGACGAUCCUGAAUGGGGACAAUAUGCACGAAUUCUAAAGGAUGGAGAAUUCCAAAGACCCCGAAAUGGGAAAAACAAUGAUAAAGCCCAUCCGCCUAUCCAUCCUACGGCGUACACAAAUUCGCUCACUGGAAAUGCCAAAAAGGUGUACGAAUUCAUUACUCGUCGUUUUUUAGCAUGUUGUUGGAAGAACGCUAUAGGUCAUGAAACAUCCAUCGAGGUACAGAUGGGACCAGAGUUUUUUGACGCCAAAGGUUUAGUUAUUCUUGAAAGAAAUUAUCUGGAAGUCUACCCAUAUGAUAAAUGGAAAGGAAACGUUAUACCCGAAUUUCAAGAAGGAGACGAAUUUGUACCUGCGACAUUAGAAAUGGUAUCUGGUCAUACCACACCACCCAACUUGCUGACGGAAUCUGACUUGAUUGGUAUGAUGGAAAAGAAUGAAAUUGGUACAGACGCCACUAUUGCCGAACAUAUCCAAAAAAUUUUGGACAGAGAGUAUGUAUUUAAACAGGGACCGUAUUUCAAGCCUUUAACAUUGGGUAUUGCAUUGAUUUUGGGCUACGAUCAAAUCGGUUUCGAAUUUAGUCUCAGUAAGCCCUUCAUGAGAAGAAAGGUGAGGAAAACCAACCUUACUAUUUUUAUUUGUGCAGCUUGCUUCGACUUACACCACCUUUUUCUCAUGCUUCAUUAG